UUUUUGGACAACAGUAGUUGUCGUUUUGAACGAACGAAGUCAAAAUUUUUUCAAUUAUUUUUUUGCAAUUACCACAGUUUACACUCAUUUUGCAUUAGUUAGCUUUUGAUCACCAGAGAACUAAACAUUUUCAUCUGAAAACCACAGAUAUGUACAAAAACGUCGACCCAAACACCGCCUUUGCAGGCUCUGCCAUCGCACAGGGCGCGGGAAAACUGAUCGAUAUAGACGAAUGGUGUCCGACUACGAAAGAGAGACGCUGGCUCCUCAUUGCAGGGUCCAGACACCCCCCGGAUGCUGUAAUUCUAUCGCAAAAGGGAGAGAGAGAAGCGAGGAGUGAUGCACAGGGGGACGGAAGUACUUUUCUGAAAAGAGUCAGCAAUGAUUUUGUAAACAUGGAACGCGCAGUUGGUCACACCCUAAAAAACAAAAUCCAAAACAUCGAAAUGCAUAAACGAGAAGUGGAGAACCACCUCAGGGAGUUCUUUGACUUCUGCAGAGCAAAUGACUUCAAGCCAAUGCUCUACUAUACCGGUCACGGUGAAUUGCCAACUGGGAACUGGUGCUUCACAGACGGGGUAGUUGGCAUUGAGGAAAUUCUGGAAUGGAUGCCAGCUGGCAUGACUCCGCCUACUAUCGUCAGUGACGCGUGUUUUAGUGGCACAUGGUCUAACUUUUGCACUCAGAAACAAAUUGAAGGAUUCGAUUGUCUUUCUGCAACUAAAAUGCAUCAAGCUGCCUUCAACCAAGGGGAUAAAGGAGGAGAUUUGACACUCUACUUAACUGGUCAAGGAGAUCAACUACCCGAUGGAAGACCAACAAGUACACCUCUCUACAGCCGAGGAAGACAAGAAGAUUUCAGAGACCCAUUGAAGUACAAUAAGGUCACUUUUAUCGAUCUUGUGAAGUACUACACAUUCAAUGACGAACAGGUGCUUCUUAACCAGUGCGUACACAGCAACUACAUGUAUACCGUGUUUGGUUCUUACGCAAAAUAUAAGAGGAGGAAAAAAGACUUUUGGUGCAGUGCAAGUUUUGAAGAGUUUAUGAAAGAGAUGAAGUCUCAGAAAAAGUCGGGAAAGUUUAUUUACUCCGUCGCAGCAGAUCAAUCGACGGGUAAAAUUUACGCUUACGCAAUCGAGGGUUAUGGUAACUUCCAGGUAAUUAUGCCUUCAGAAAGUCCAAAAGACUUAGCGUCUCAAGAUCUGUCAAUCACAGGCUGUUUUGCUCUGAAUUCCAAGUACUAUUUUCUACUCACAGCCGGAGUUGAAGAAUUCAAGGGCAAGAAACAAAAAGUGCUGACUGCAAAGACCAGGACAGAACUGGAAAAUGAGAUUCAAACUUACAAAUCGAAGGGUAUGAUCAUUACUUCAGUCUGUUUCAGUGUUGAGAACGAAAACUAUCUUGUUGUCAUGACUGAAUCAGAUCUUCCACAGCAACACAAAUGGUUUACAGACGAUGGCACUUUGUUUGUAAACUGGGACAGAGAACUCUAUAACAAUAAUAAUUACUAUAAAAUACAAUUUUUCCAUCCAAUCGAUGGUCAUCAAUUGUGUGUACGGGUGAAAGACAGCAGCCUACAGGAGGGGCCUUCGAUAGCUGCCCUUCUUUACAGCUGAAAUCAUUUCUUGAUCAUUGCAUACGAAUUGUUUUUAGUUAUUAACUUCAACUAAAAUCAAAUAAGUUUUGAUUCUAUCUUCCACUUUAAUAGGAUUGUUGUCAAUUGAAUGAUUUGAAAUACGAUGAUAGU
Molecule: messenger RNA, 1750 nt
Organism: Symsagittifera roscoffensis
Lineage: Eukaryota; Metazoa; Xenacoelomorpha; Acoela; Convolutidae
Exons: 4
Coding region: 150-1619 (489 amino acids)
Source: RefSeq, a predicted model, not a curated record